AAGAGGGACUGGCCGGGUGCCGCAGGUUGAGAGGAGCUACUGGAGAAUGAUUGUCACUGUACUGGAUGGACUACUGAGCUAUUGAAUUACGUCUGUCUUUUGACCACACUAGGAAAUUGUCUAUGGAGUUGAGAUAUUUAUUGCAGUAAUUUCUGGCCUUACAUACUUAGGUUGAGUGCAUUUGGGAACUUGAUGCAUAAAAUUUGCAUGACUCCUCACUCCUUUCUGUAUCUGUCUUUGGAUUCAAGCCAGCAUGGCUCACACCACAAAGGUUAACGGCUGUGCCUCAGGAAGAGCAGAUGAUGUUCUGAAUGGAGAUCAUGACAGGGGACAAAAAGAUCCUUAUUUUGUGGAGACCCCCUAUGGUUAUCAACUAGACUUAGAUUUCCUCAAAUACGUAGAUGACAUACAGAAAGGAAACACCAUUAAGAAAGUGAACAUCCAGAAGAGGCGGAAGCCAUCUGUGCCAUGCCCAGAAACCAGGGCCACACCUGGUUAUCAAGGUGUGUGGACCUCCACUGAAUCCCUCUCAUCCUCCAACAGUGAUGACAGCAAGCAGUGCCCCAACUUCCUCCUAGUCCAAAGUGAAGUUACAUCAACUCCACUCCCAAGGCCACCUGCCCCUCUGGAGACCUCACCCACUUUUCUUACCAUCCCAGAAAGCCGACAGCUGCCACCACCAUCCCCACAACUCCCAAAGCACAACCUUCAUGUCACCAAGACACUGAUGGAGACCCGGAGAAGACUCGAACAGGAGAGAGUCACCAUGCAGGUGGCACCUGGUGAGUUCCGAAGGCCCAGGCUGGCCAGUUUUGGAGGCAUGGGCUCCACGAGCUCCCUCUCCUCAUUUAUGGGUUCUGGAAACCACAAUCCUGCCAUGCACCAGCAUCAGAAUGGAUACCAAGGCAACGGGGAUUAUGGUGGCUAUGCCCCAGCUGCUGCCACCACUUCUUCCAUGGGGAGUUCCAUCCGCCACAGCCCUCUGAGCUCAGGGAUCUCCACUCCGGUGACCAACGUGAGCCCCAUGCACCUGCAGCACAUCCGUGAGCAGAUGGCCAUUGCCCUGAAACGCCUGAAGGAGCUAGAAGAGCAGGUGCGAACCAUCCCUGUGCUCCAGGUAAAGAUCUCUGUCUUGCAAGAGGAGAAAAGGCAGUUAGCUUCACAGCUGAAAAACCAAAGAGCUGCAUCCCAGAGCGAUGUCUGUGGUGUGAGAAAGAGGUCCUACAGUGCUGGGAAUGCAUCCCAGCUGGAACACCUCCCCAGGACCCGGAGAAGUGGCGGGGAAUUAUACAUUGACUGUGAGGAGGAAGAAAUGGAGAGUGCGGAGCAGAACACCCAGAGGAUAAAGGAAUUCCGGCAGCUCACAGCAGACAUGCAGGCCCUGGAGCAGAAGAUCCAGGACAGCAGCCGUGAGGCCGCCUCAGAGCUCAGGGAGAACGGGGAGUGUCGGCCUCGAGAGUGCCGUUCUGUGGCUGUGGGUGCUGAUGAAAACAUGGACAGCAUUGUCGUGCACCACAGGGGCGCCAGGUCCUGUAAGGAUGUUGCUGUAGGCACAGUCACCGAGACGAGGAAUUCUGGGGUCAGCGUGACAGAAGCCAUGCUUGGAGUGACUACUGAAGCCGACAAAGAAAUUGAGCUGCAACAGCAGACCAUAGAAGCCUUAAAGGAAAAGAUCUAUCGCCUGGAAGUACAGCUUAAAGAAACCACCCAUGACCGGGAGAUGACUAAACUCAAGCAAGAGCUGCAAGCUGCUGGCUCGAGAAAAAAAGUUGACAAAGCCGUGAUGGCCCAGCCACUUGUUUUCAGCAAGAUGGUGGAGGCAGUGGUACCCACAAGAGACCAAAUAGCUGGCAGUCACGUGGACGUGGUUGACACCUGUGUUGGGACCUGCGUGCAGACAAAUAGCGUAGGCAUCUCCUGCCAGCCCGAUCGUGAGAAUAAAGUGGUGGGGCCUGAGCUGCCCAUGAAUUGGUGGAUUGUUAAGGAAAGGGUGGAAAUGCAUGACCGAUGUACUGGGCGGUCCGUGGAGAUGUGCGACAAGAGCGUGGGUGUGGACAUCAGCGUUUGUGAAACAGGCAGCAACACGGAGGAGUCUGUGAACGACCUGACACUCCUCAAGACCAACCUGAAUCUCAAAGAAGUCCGCUCCAUCGGCUGCGGAGAUUGCUCUGUCGAUGUGAUCGUCUGCCCCCCAAGGGAGUGCACCUCCCGGAGUGUGAACACGGAGGCCGUCAGCCAGGUGGAAGCUGCUGUCAUGGCAGUGCCUCGAACCACGAGCCGGCACAGCAGCACGGUUCUAGAACAGGUGUCCCAGUUCACCAACACCGAGACAGCCACCUUCACAGAGUCCUGCACCAACACUUCCCUCAGCACCGUGGACAAGCACACCAGCACCCGGACUGUGGAGAUGCGGACUGUGGCCGUCGGAGAAGGCCGCGUCAGGGACGUCAGCUCCGCUAAGAUGCGGUCCGUCGGAGUUGGAACGGUGCUCUCUGGCAGCUCUGGGUUUGACAGGCCAUCCUCUGUGAAGACCAAAGAGUCAGGCGUGGGACAGAUCAAUAUUAACGACAACUAUCUGGUUGGUCUGAAAAUGAGGACCAUAGCUUGUGGUCCUCCCCAGUUGACGGUGGGGCCGACAGGCAGCCGGAGGAGUGUAGGGGUUGGGGAUGAGCCUGUAGGGGAGUUCGUGGAGAGCCCCCAGCCCCAGGCUCUGUCCAGAAUGGUGACAGGCUUGGAUCACUACAUUGAACGUGUCCAGAAGCUGCUGGCAGAGCAGCAGGCGCUGCUAGCUGAGAACUAUAGUGAACUGGCAGAAGCUUUUGGGGAACCUCACUCACAGAUUGGCUCCCUCAACUCCCAGCUCAUCACCGCCUUGUCGUCAAUCAACUCUGUCGUGAAGUCUGCAAGCGCUGAAGAGCUGAGGCCUGACUUCAUGAAAACCAGCCUGGGUAAGGUCACAGGCAGUAAUUUGGAAUACACCUGUAAGUGUGGAAGUCUUCAAUCAGGAGGGCCAUUAAACUCCCAGACAUCCCGGCAUGAGCAAGAGGUGGGGGCCACAGAAGGGAAGCCCAUCAGCAGCCAGGAUACCUUCCCCACUCAGGAAAGCACGCUGUCUCCAGUGAACCUGACAGACGACCAGAUAGCCGCUGGCCUCUAUGUAUGUACAAAUAAUGAAAGUACGCUGAAGUCCAUCAUGAAGAAGAAAGAUGCCAACAAAGAUUCAAAUGGAGCGAAAAAGAAUCUUCAGUUUGUUGGCAUUAAUGGAGGGUAUGAAACCACUUCAAGUGAUGAUUCCAGCUCAGAUGAGAGCUCUUCUUCCGAGUCAGAUGACGAGUGUGAUGUCCCUGAGUAUCCUCCUGACGAAGAGGAGGACGAAGAGGAGGACGAAGAGACUCGGGGAAUGGCAGCAGGCCACCAUGCAGUUAAUGUGGAAGGUUUCACGUCCAACAGGGUGGAAGAUGAAAUGCAGGUUCCAGAAUGUGAACCUGAGAAGGUGGAAAUCAGAGAGAGAUAUGAACUAAGUGAAAAGAUGUUGUCUGCAUGCAACUUACUGAAAAAUAACAUAAAUGACCCCAAAGCUUUGACCAGCAAGGAUAUGCGGUUCUGUCUGAACACUCUCCAGCACGAGUGGUUCCGCGUGUCCAGUCAGAAGUCAGCCAUCCCAGCCAUGGUGGGGGACUACAUAGCAGCUUUUGAGACCAUCUCCCCAGACAUCCUGCGUCAUAUCAUCAACAUGGCGGACGGGAACGGCAACACCGCCCUCCAUUACAGUGUGUCCCACUCCAACUUCGAGAUUGUCAAGCUGCUUUUGGAUGCUGAUGUAUGUAACGUGGAUCACCAGAACAAGGCGGGAUAUACCCCCAUCAUGCUGGCAGCCCUCGCCGCUGUGGAAGCAGAGAAGGACAUGCGAGUUGUGGAAGAACUCUUUGCCUGUGGGGACGUGAACGCCAAAGCCAGCCAGGCAGGACAGACAGCCCUCAUGCUGGCUGUCAGUCAUGGGCGGAUAGACAUGGUGAAGGGCCUGCUGGCCUGUGGGGCUGACGUCAACAUCCAGGACGACGAAGGCUCCACCGCCCUGAUGUGUGCCAGCGAGCACGGGCACGUGGAGAUCGUCAAGCUGCUGCUGGCCCAGCCGGGCUGCAAUGGCCACCUGGAGGACAAUGAUGGCAGCACCGCGCUCUCAAUAGCCCUGGAGGCAGGACACAAGGACAUCGCCGUUCUGCUGUAUGCCCACGUCAACUUCGCGAAAGCCCAGUCUCCGCCAUCUGCCCCGAUCCUAUUGACUUACAGCAGUGACAGCAAAAGCUGAUGGAUGGAGUGCGUGGGUAGGGUGAGUGCCCAGUCCACUGGUCCAGGGCUCCGACAAGAGGAGACAUCUUCUGAGAGAACUACUCCGUUUCCAGCCCUGCUCAUUACUCAGGUUGCACGUCAUGAGUCUGAAAUUUAAGACCUAAUUAGGCAAACAGUUCAUCAGACAGAUGGGGGCUUUCAAAGCCGGUGUGCAGUUCACCAGGUCCUCUUUCCCCACUUCAUGGUGACCAUGGAACCAAGUGUUGAGAUGGAAAUCAUCCUGGCUCCCUGAGGAACUAACUGCAUGGAGUAGGGUUCCACUGCUGACCUGUGUUUCAGAAAUUGCUUCCAGGAAGUGGUGCUGCUGUAACCAAAGGGCUUAGUAGCUGAUGUGUCGACAGCAAGGAUACUGUCAUUGGAGAAUCAAUCACAGAACACAGGAAACUAUUUGAAUGGCUCUUUCUUAGUUUUCCCAAGAAUGAUAAGUUACCAGUACCAUCCUAGAUGCACAGGAGAGAAGGUAAUCCACUGCAUAGAUGCCUUUGGGUACUAAGGACUAAAUCUCUUUGGGAAGGAAAGCCCUUUCCUAUGUAUCUUGAAAGGCAGAUUGCAUCGUAUAAACUUGUUUUUCUCAAAGUUGAGCAUGCAUCAGAAUUCCCAGGACGGAUGGUGACGACACAUUGCUGGGCCCUACCGAGAGUUUGUGAUGUGGUACGUCUUGGAAGAGGCCCAUGAAUUGGCGUUUCCGACAGGUUCCCAGGUGAUGCUAUUGCUGCUGGCCUGGAGACCACGCUUUUGAGAACCACUGCUCAAGGGAAGGAGUAUUAUAAGUGGACUUCCCCUUGUCUCAACCACAAGUACCUGCUGAUGGGACUCCUAAGUGUCUGUAACUCUCUAAUCUUUGUGGGGUUUUCUUUUCUUUU
Messenger RNA from Kogia breviceps (pygmy sperm whale), 5213 nucleotides. The record is from RefSeq and is a predicted model, not a curated record. Lineage: Eukaryota; Metazoa; Chordata; Mammalia; Artiodactyla; Physeteridae.